AUGGCCUCUACACUGGAUAGUUAUAUGUCUGAGUCUGGUUAUCCCAACGCAGAUAGAGCCAGUUUUCCAAGAGCCAAGAUACUGCACCAUAAUUCUCCUCCGUACACCCAAGACUCAAACUCGAUGAGCACCGUCCAGGACGAGGAGGAUUUCAAGAACAUUGACAGGUCGUCUUCUUUCCAGACAAGCACAUCAUCGUCAAUCAAGGACUCCCCAGGGACUGCAGGCCCGAAGAUGAGCGCGAACGUUGCCGGUUUGGGGUUCUAUUCCGGUCCCAGUCUCAACGACAUCGCUUCUAAGAACAGCAAACAUGCGACCCAUGUUCGGCAUUCCAUAGCUGUGUCACCAUCUAUGAGCACCAUCACCUUGAAUGUGAACGACUUGACUACCAUUGACGAGAGUUACGACGAGGAGCCCACCAAGAAGAUUGGUAUGACAAACAGCCCCAGCUUGCAGGCUUUAGGCGAUAUACUCGAUGCCAAGAUGCAAACGAAGUCCUUGAAAACGUUCGAGUCAAUCCAGGAGGAGCCAGAGCCUCCAGAACGUGUUGCGGAAACCACCGCGGAGGACGACACCGUGAUCUACAGACAUCCCGUUAACCAGUCGUAUGCAUCUUUUUUCACUGCCCACAGCACCACCGCGCCAGACGCUUCCGACCUUAUCUCUCUAUCCAGCACUAUCAAGGAGAAACCUGCAAACGACACACCCGCCCUAAUGACGCCAAACUUAUUUUCUCCAUCGAUGAUCUUUAACGAACCUGUUGAAACGUUCAAAAUGUUUGAUGACGCGGCCGUCAUACCAAACUCUAAUUCGUUUAGCAUCCCAAGACAAGAGACCUCUGUAAUUCAUGAAAUCGGCUAUGACGAGCAGGAAUCUUUUGUGGCCCAAAUGGCUAGCCCGCGUGCUGAACAAAGGUAUUCGAUGAGACUGGUUGACGACUCCCCAGAAACCCAGACGCCGGUGGCUAUUCAGGAGGUCUUUCCUACGCCUGUGUCUACGCCACAGAAACCAUCGCUGGUGGAAGCUGACGUGCCAAAGGAAGCAAAGCCUGAAGCUUCGACACCUCUGGCAGAGCCUGAAAACGUGUUCACACCUCAGAUAGCUCAGGAUUCCCCUCAUGGUGCGAAGGAAGAGAAGGACCUGCCUGCACUUCCCAAAAACAACAAGAGGCUCUCAUUUAGGGGCUUGUUCAAGAACAAAAAGCAUCUUUCCUCAACUCCUUCGCUAGUCAUUCCUGAGCAGGAGCUAGGACCCUCCAAGACCGCGAAGCCGUUGCGGGCAAAGAGCUUUGCAGGCUUCGAAGAGUCUCCUCAGGAGAAAAAAGCAGAUCAAGUAAAAGACCGUCGCAAGAGUCUUCUGAGUGGGUGGAAGAGAAAGAGUCUGGGCUCAGAGACUGACAAGGUCAAGAGGAAAAGCCUUUUUGGGAAAAGCAAAAGUCAAGGCGACCAUCCUAUGCCUCCACGUGCUGGAAGUGACAAAGCAGAGGAAAGCGAUAAAGAAAAUCGCCCUGCGGCAUUCAAGACCGAAUCGCAUAAUUCGAGCGAACAAAAAUCUUUGUUGGACACAUACGGCUUCAGCGGUCAGGCCUCAGGCUCCGAGGUGGGUGUCGUGCUUUCAACUCCACUGGAGACACAGUCAGACUUCAUGGACCAGAGUCCUCUGACUCUGCAGUCCCCAAAAUACGUUUCUACUGCCUGCCAUCGCAAGUCCACAUACCACGACAAUGCCGAUGUGUCUUCGGCAGAGAUCCUGGCGGAAUCGGAUGUUUACCGUCUGGACACGCCUUCUCCGAUCAAUGGAGACUUUUACAGUCCCGAAAGACCAACUUUGGCUCCUACCCGAGACAAAAACUCGUUCUUGAGCAAACGAGAGAAUAGCUACACCAAGCUACUGGCGGGCGAAGCGUUGUUUCCCAAGAGACUGGCUGCUGACGAAGUGCAAAGCAUCGUCACUCUGGAACGCUCAAGAUCGAUGAAGUCCAUCAAGUCCGCAAGAUCCUCUAUGGCCCAUUCACAGUCUGUAAGCAGCUCCACUGUGGAAAUGAUUAACAGCAACCGAGUUGAUGGGCCGCUUGUGACGUCGGACGGCAUGACGGUGGUGAGGUCACCGCAUUCUGCAAAGUCUCCAAAAUCCCCUAUUUCUCUGAAAUCGUCUUCUAGCAGAAGACAGACGGGCAUCUUGAAGAAGAGUCAAGAACCCCUCUUUGGCUUUGGGUUGCAAAACGAGGAGCUCAGCGAAAUAUACAACAUGAUUCAAUUUGGAGACGACGAUCUUCAGAUAGAUACCGAUUUCCAUCUCGAGGACGAAGACAGAGAAGCUGUGCUUGAGCCUGCAAUUUCCUUCAAGUUUGAAAGUAAUGUACUGGAACCGGCUUCGAAUCACUCACAGCAGCUCCCGAUCACGCCUGACUCGUCCCCCGACCACGGAAACUGGGAAAUGAUUGAUGAAUGGGAGGGUGAAGACCAACAGAGCCAGACCUUUGUUAGCCAUUCGCAAAACUACUCCAUCAACAAUCCCCACCCCGGAGAUUACCGACUCUCGUUGGAAAGUGCAGUUUCGGAGACGACAGAAAGUCCCGUUCUCGAUAGGCCGUUGUCAGGCCUGCAGGGUCCGGUGUUCACUCCCGGCGUGAAAUUUUCGGGGGCCACCAGAAACUUUAGAUUCUCCUACGACGAGGAGCCUUCAAGAGAUUUUGAGGAGUACGUCGCAGAAGCAUCCAUGACAAGCCAGGACUCAGAGGGUUGUCAUUCACGGGAAAGAAUUCGCAAGUCUAGAAGAAUGUCUUUGAUCAGUAAGCUGAACAAGAGAGACAGCAACGGAUCCAAAAGAGGGAAGAGCAGGUCUCAAAGCUCAAUCCGCCUGAGCUUCUUUGGAUCGAAGUCAAGUAUCGAUACCAAGGAUUUGAAUUCUUCGCCAAUGGCAUCUCCUAUGCACGAAAUCCCUAGAGUCCGGUUCUCGUCUAAGAUCUUGCUCUUCGACACUUACGGUGAACACGAGUACGACAGAAAGCCAGAUCAAGCCACAUGUAAUCAGCUGACACCUCAGCUGGCACUUGAGAUCAAGAACGAGCUCAAUGAAGUGAAGGCAGAGAUGCCUGUCCAUGAACUUUCUAGAUGUUACACCCAUUUCUUUUAG
This is a messenger RNA of Ogataea haglerorum, 3135 nucleotides long. RefSeq lists its product as uncharacterized. The coding region runs from base 1 to 3135 and encodes 1044 amino acids. The transcript has a single exon. The record is from RefSeq and is a predicted model, not a curated record. Lineage: Eukaryota; Fungi; Ascomycota; Pichiomycetes; Pichiales; Pichiaceae.